Molecule: messenger RNA, 4730 nt
Organism: Pararge aegeria (speckled wood butterfly)
Lineage: Eukaryota; Metazoa; Arthropoda; Insecta; Lepidoptera; Nymphalidae
Gene: Rbcn-3B
Product: WD repeat-containing protein 7
Exons: 35
Coding region: 231-4658 (1475 amino acids)
Cellular component (GO): cytoplasm
Molecular function (GO): protein binding
Source: RefSeq, a predicted model, not a curated record
ACCACUUACUAGACAUUCGCACACUCUGUGUACCUAUAGAAGAAAAAAAAUAGUCAGCUGUCAAGCUGUCAUCUUUUCAUUGAUUAUUUUUGUGGUAUUGCGCGAAAAUAAUAAUUAAAAUACAUAAACUUCUUUCCAUAUCACCAUAGCAAAACCCCGUGUAUGGGUUGUCCAUAACCACCAGCUUAGUGCAGUGUCCCCGUGUGCGAUUUCAUUGCGGCCCAGUAAUCAUGCCGGGCACAAAUCUCAUUGUACCGGUUGUGCUAUGGGGCAAGCAUGCACCUACACACUGCAUCUCCUCAGUGUACCUAUCCAGAGACCAGAAGACACUGGUGACCGGUUGCUAUGACGGUCAGAUAUGUAUCUGGCAAGUGGAGCCUGAGACAUUGAAGAUGACGCCGAGAUGCCUUCUUGUAGGCCACACAGCUCCUGUCACUUGUCUAUCCAGAGCUUCUAUUAUACAGGAUAACAACUUCAUAGUGAGCUCUUCUGAGGCAGGUGAGAUGUGUACCUGGGACUUAGUUGAUGGCAAAUGCAGGGAAAGUGUGAAGCUCACACAAGUCCAUACCAAUAUACAGGCAUACCACAUGUGCAAUAGUGAUGAUCUACGCCUCUUCUGCAAUGGCUACUAUGCUGAAAUAUUGAUCAUGGACCCUUUUUCAUUGGAAAUACUAUUCAGUUUGAGUUCCAAGAUGAAUCCGGAUUGGAUAUCUGCUUUGCAUGUGUUACGCCCAUCUUCAAGAAAGGACGAUGUCGUACUCGCGAUUUCAAUUACUGGUACUGUGAAGGUCUGGUCCCUUCUUGGUCACGAAAACAAGCAAUCCGAACCGAUUUACGAGAACGAAUCAAAACAGAUAAGAUGUCUAAACGCACUGUCGCUCAACUGUUGCGCUUACAACCAACGCACAGUUCUGAUCGUGUGCGCUAAGUACUGUCAGAUAUAUGACGCAGGGGAUUUUUCCGUCCUCUGCUCAAUCCAGGCGCCAUCCGGCGAGCGAUGGAUGACAGGUGACUUCCUCGCACCGGACAAAAUCCUUGUAUGGUCCACAGAAGGAAAGGGGUACCUUUAUAAACUACCCGCAAAUUCUGUACCAGAUCACAAGGGUUUCCACGGUCCUUCCGUGGAGCACGACAGCCCUACGCUGUUCAGUAUAUUAGCCCAUCCGGAUAACAAGUUGCUGUCAUGCCCACCGGCAAUGCGGUUUAUAUUAACCUCAGUGGGCGGUAAACAGAGGAGGUUGCUGUUAAGGGGGGACUCACACGGGGUGGUAUCACUCUGGAACGUGGACGACGCAGUAGCGGCACCGCAACCCGGCGAGACCACUUCUCACGCGCCGAUCGUGCUAACUAGUCUGGAGAUGGCAUGGGCGGAAAUGAAUCCAAGUCCCGUGGGUAUUCUGGACCAGUUCAGCCACCCUGAAGAACCAGAAAUGAAACUUACCGCAUCGAUUUACCUCUUGGCGGCAAACCGUCUAGUGGUGGGUCGCGAGGACGGAUCUAUUGUAAUCGUGAACGCAACUCACACUGUCCAAUUGCAAUUGCUACACGGAAAUCACCAACAGUUGGAUGAUUUGCCAUUACAUCAACUUCUACUCGGUCACAACGGCAGAGUCAACUGUCUUUUAUAUCCGCACCAUGUCCAUCAUAGAUACGAUAAAGCACACCUGGUUUCCGGUGGCAUAGAUUUCGCGGUUUGUCUGUGGGACCUAUUCAGUGGAGCCCUUUUGCACCGCUUUUGUGUGCACGCGGGGGAAAUAACACAGCUCAUCGUACCGCCACUCAAUUGUAGUCCUCGAAUACAAAAAUGCAUAUGCUCCGUUGCCUCCGAUCACAGUGUCACAUUAUUGAGUCUCACGGAGAGGAAAUGCGUCACCCUCGCUUCCCGCCACUUAUUCCCAGUGGUGACCAUUAAAUGGCGGCCAUUAGACGACUUUAUGGUGGUGGGGUGCAGCGAUGGCACUGUUUACGUGUGGCAGAUGGAGACUGGCCACCUGGAUAGAGUUUUGCACGGAAUGAUAGCGGAAGAAGUCCUCGCGGCCUGCGAUGAGACGCUGGACAACGAACUCGGUGGUGCCAUUACUUCUGGCACUGACCUGCAGGGGCUGGCCAAUCCCGCUUUGCAUUUCUUCAGAGGCCUUCGUCACCGGAAUUUGAACGCGAUGCGUGCGGCCACACAACGCGGUUUAGCAGCGUUGCAAGCGACAGAUAGGAGCGGCAACGCCGGGCCUCUGGCCGAACCGGCUCGCGCGCGCAGGGCUCCGCUGACCAUCCAGGGCUUCCGCUCCAACCCCGCUGAUCCCGAGAGCCAUAUCCUGUUCUUCGAUAUCGAAGGCCUGAUCGUGGAACUCCUCAGCGAGGAGUAUUCCGCCAUGAGCCCAGCUAGUCUUGAGGCCGCCGGUCUCAUAACCAGCGAGUAUAUGAAGGUGGCAGCACUGACACAGUCUGCAAGCCCAGAUGCCGCCAAAAGGAUAUCCGACUUCUUUGGACGCGUGAAGGACAAAGCUGGUGAUAUGGAAAGGCUUUUAAAGGAAAAGGACAAACACGGUAUUCUGGCCAAGAUGAAGGAAGGUGCUGAAACGAUGCAGACAAAGUUGCAGGCGAAAGCUGAGCAGAUUAAGGCGCACUUAGAACCUAAAGAUGAGACCCCAACGAAGCGGGGCCGACCACGCGACAUGUCCCUGGCUGAACCGCCACCGACCAUGGAGAUUGCGCAGAUCCUAAUAUCCCUGCUGCACGCAUGGGGCCUCGACCCGGACCUGGACAGGGUCUGCGAGUCCAAACUGGGCCUUCUGCGACCCAUGGUGCCAGUCUGCUUCGGCGUGGUCUCCCGCCACGGCCAUAUGGCAGUCCAGCUGCCCACCAGGCUAGGAGGCUGGGCCGAUGUCUGCGCGUCAGCUCCCGACGACCCUGUCCUCAUGACCUCCGAUCUCCCAGCCGAGCUUGUACGACAGGAGAAAUUAACCAGAUUGUUCACCUCCAAGCUGCAUUGGGAACUCAGCACUACCUUAACUACGAACCACCUUCUGUCCAUCGUUGCUCUCGCCAAUACUUUGAUGUCGAUGAGCAACGCGAGCUUCGUGCCAGAGCAGGAAGUCGCCAGGAGAUUGCACAGGCCGACGACCCGCACCUCCUCGUGGGCGGGGGACGAGGAGCGCGAGGAACAGCUGGCGGCACAGCAGGCGCACAUAAAGCAGGGCUGGUCGCUGCUGGCUACGCUACACUGCGUGCUGCUACCCGACAAAGUUGUUGCCGCAGGUGCAAAGAGCUUCAAGCGUCCUCAAGUGGAAAUGCUGGCGCGAAGGUGGCAGCACCACUGUCUGGAAGUACGUGAUGCAUCGCAGGCUCUGUUACUGGCAGAACUUGGCAGAUUGGGCCCAAAAGGUCGCAAGUCACUGGUGGACAACUGGGCGCAAUAUCUGCCGCUCUACACGCACACUGAAAGCAUUAACCCGAACGCGGCCAAAAAGGAGCCCGUGGAAAAGGACCCGAGAGACCAAGAAGAAGAGUUCGAGGAAGAAGAGGAAGACCAGAUCCGGAAGCCUUCAUCCAUAGCUGAGCUGAAGCGCAAGCAAACCACCUCAGUGGUGUUGCUGGGCGUGAUCGGCGCUGAGUUUGGACAGGACAUCGCCAGUGAAGGCGCGGCAGGAAAUAAACGUCGCAAAGAUGGUGACAGCAGAAAGAGCUCUAUCGUUGAAGGGUUCACGCUCAGCGCCUCCAACAACCUGGCCCGCCUGACAGCGCUCGCGCUGACGCACUUGCUACUGGCGGCCGGUUCCCCCCGCCUCCCCUCACACACCCCUCUGCGUCGCGCGGCCGUCGACCUGCUGGGUCGCGGCUUCGCGGUCUGGGAGCCCUACUUGGAUGUCAGCCAAGUGCUACUUGGCUUACUCGAGAUGUGCUCAGACGCGGACAAACUGGUGCCGUCGAUGACGUACGGUCUGCCGCUCACCCCUCAGGCAGAUUCCUGCCGCACCGCGAGACACGCUCUCACCCUCAUUGCCACUGCCCGACCAGCGGCGUUCAUAACAACAAUGGCGCGGGAGGUGGCACGAUGCGCCGCCGCCCCCGCGGGUGCUCCGCCCCUGCCCGCAGCCCUGGCGCUGCAGAGGGGCCGCGCGGAGGUGCUCCGGGGCAUUGAGUUGCUGAUUGAGAGGAUGCACGCCGAAGUCGCCGAGCUAUUGGUCGAAGUAAUGGACAUAAUCCUGCACUGCGUGGACCAAUCUCACCUGAAGAGUAAGGGCCUCAACGAGGUGUUCCCGGCCAUCUGUCGGUACAACCAAGUGUCCCACUGUCCGGCCACUAGGCGAAUCGCAGUGGGAAGUCACACAGGUCAGCUGGCAAUCUACGAACUUCGUGCUGGUCGUUGCCAGUCACUAGCAGCACACACUGGCCCGGUGACCGCGUGUGCGUUCAGUCCGGACGGGCGAUACCUCGUGUCCUAUGCCACUUCGGACAACAGGCUGUCCUUCUGGCAGAGUACAGCUGGCAUGUUCGGCUUGGGCGCGGCGCAGACACGCUGCGUGAAGUGCUACAGCACGGCGCCAAUGGCGGACGUGGCGCGGCUAAACCCAGCUCGCCUGGCGCGGCUCGUCUGGACCAACUCGCGCUCCGUCACCCUUAUGCUUGCGGACGGCUCCGAGACCAGGUUCAACGUGUAAAGCGGCUCUUAUUAUACCACAAUAACUUAUAUAAUAUACAGGGCUAUAUAAAAAAUACCAAAAAGCUCUCGG